AUGGCUUCUUCACUGGCUUCCGACAAGCCUAGCUUGCCCGCACCUGGCGCAGCGCCGUGCGACCCGUUUGUCAUAACCGACAACACCACAACAACACCCGCGCAUCACCGAUAUUCACAAUACGACCACGAAUUCUUUGUCACUGGUCCUGCCUCACCAGAAUCCGCGAAAAGAGCUCUCGCAGCUCAUCUGCAAGAGACAGAGCGACGUCUUGAAGAGGCUGGCAAACUUGGUAAUGCCUUGGUUGCCCAGCGCAAAGAGCUCACCGAACAGCUGAAGGAGAUUGAGAAGGUGAACAACGAAGAGGAACUCUCACAAGAACUCCGAGAGCGAAUGGUCGAUAUCGAGAAGGAAUUCAACACAUUAACUCGAGAGUCCGCACGGAAUUUGUUGCCGAAACAGAGGGUUCCCAGUAAUGAGGCCCAUCCUAGUUCUCCCUUUGCGCCCGAGAACAAGGGGCCCAGAGUGCGAUCCGUCAGCCCUUCCAAGUUUGAGAUCCAAGCAACGGGAUCCCCUACAAAGCUCACCGUCCCUAAUCGCAAGGUUCGCAAUCAACCUUCCAAUCGAGUCCACGAUAUCGAAUUCGCCACCGAGAUCAGUACUUCGCUCAUUGCCCAGGUUCGCAAUCUCCAAGGUGUCCUUGCCGAAAGAGAUGAAGAAAACAAGGAUCUCAAGGCCGCCACCGCGCGACUUGAGCUUGAAGCGGAGGGAUUUCAGCAGCGCUUCAAGUCACUCGAUGAAAGCGAGAAUCGAUACAAGGAGGAGAACUGGAACCUUGAAACCAGGCUGCAAGAGUUAACAACUCAACACAAAGAGGCGCUAGACCGCGAGAAGAAGCUUACACAAUCUCUCAACGUGAUCAAGACGGAAAAGGUCAACGCACAGCGAGAACUAGAUGAGGUCAAGGUGAAUCACGCACGAUUGAUUGACCAGCACGCCGCUGCUGUCAAGCAGCAUGAUAUUGAACUUGGUACUGUCAGGCGCAAUAUCGCAAUGGCAGAGGGUGAGCGUGCAGCUAUGCAGCGCAGGAUCGACGAUCUUACCGGCCAGAACCAAGAACUCGCCAGGGCCUUCGCAUCCCAACGCCGAACAGUCAGUGAACUUGAACCCACCAUCCGCGCCAGCGAUGACGACCUGGAGUCAUCUACCGACCACCUGACUCCGGAACACUCACCUCCUCAAUCACCGAUGAAGGGUACUCCUCGUCAUGCUAUGCUUGAGACUGAGACUAUGAAGUCUUCUCUGCACCACGCUCAACGCACCAUUCAGAGCCAGCGUGGUCUCCUUCACCGCGAGAAGACCGAGAAGCUUGAGCUGCGACGCAUCAUUCAGGAUCUUCGUGAUGAUCUAGAGAAGGCACGCAGCGACCCUAGUGAACCUAAGCCUCAACGACCACGCCGCACUAAGGACUCUAAGGAAUUUAAGAAGCCUCCUCGUCUGCUUGGAUCAUUCCGCUCCAGCAGACAAGAAGUAAUCACCGAUGACGGCGAGUGGGAGGAUCAGAAUGAUGUUUCCCCUCGUACUUCCGUGUCUCCUUCAAUGGCUAGGGCAUCUUUGGCCAACAGUAGUCACACUGUCCUCCCAAGCAUCGAGCUUCCUGAUCCCACAGACACUGAGCAAUUUGAUACUGCGAACGAAGGCGGCGAGUCAGCCUUCGAGACGGCCAAUGAGCGGGCCACCGAGACUGAGGACUUCCAGACUGGGAAUGAGGAGAUGUCGGGCAGCGACGAUACUGAAACCGAGGGCACCACUCGAGGCUUCGGCAGCAUGCGAAAUGCUCCACGACUUCCCGCCGGCGGCUUCGUUCGUCACGGCAGCAGCCACUCAUUACACAGCACCGCAUCGACCUCAGCUGAUGAGGAUGACGUCUCAUACUCGAAGACUCCUAGUGGUACUAUCAGAUCUCAGAGAAGCACCCGUUUCCGUAUGAGCCGUAGUGUCUUCAACCGCUCCAGACAAGCAAGUGAGGAGCCCGCCUUCCAAGGCAGCCCUGCCAGCUUUGUGGGUAGUCGAGACGGGACACCUCAGGCUGGCCAAAGUCUGUUCGCUGAGCUUCAAGAUUUCGAUGGCAGUGACGACGACUCUGCCGGACCUGGCACACCCAGUCGCCUUCGUGCUCGCUCUAUGACCCCUGGCUCCAUUCGCCGAGGAUCGUCACCACGACCCGCAGUUCCUCCCCUGCCCAAGGUCAUCAUGGUGGAUACAGGUGUUAUGACAGAGCCUGUCAAGAUCGUGCCCAGACUUGCAGGCUUCGACUCAUCGCAGAUGGUCACAACUGGUGUGAUGACAGAAGAUGGAGAAGAGCACUUUGCUGAAUCACCUGUUAGUGUGGUGACAGCGAACCGACCGGCCUCCAUGCAGUCAGCCAUCGGCCCUGCUAGCCAGCGUGCACCCCCGUCUUGGCCCGUUGACUACGCCUUCACUGGUUCCCGGCCUGUUUCUAUGGCCUAUAGCGACGCUGGCGCCCAGCACGACCCCGACAUGGAGGAGAAACUGGCUCAGUUCCCUGCUCCUCCCUCCAUGCUCUCUCCCAUCCUCCCUCCUAUCUUGAGCAUGUCCUCAAUCGCAUCUGAGGGUGUUGAGCCGAGGGAAGAGAUUGAGACACCGACAACUCCUUUGGCUCUGAGCUUCACACCCCUCUCCAAUCAGAGUGUUGAGCCACUGGCUGAGCCUGAGGUUCCUCUUCCGGAUCUGACGAUUACGUCGAUCAUUUCUGAGCACCUCGAGCCCCGUGCUGAGCCUGUUGUUCUUCCCCCUGCUCUUAGCAUAUCUACUAUUGCCGCCGAGCACUUGGAACCUCGAGCAGAGCCCGAGAUGCCUCUACCUGAUCUCUCAAUGACCACCAUUGUUGCCCAGCAGGUUGAGCCACUUGCUGAGCCCGAGGCCCCAGCCCCUACUUUGAGCCUCUCUGCUAUCUCAGCCAGCUCUGUCGACCCCAUUGCUGAGCCUCCCAUUGAGCCAGUCAUGUUCAUGCCUCCUCCUCCGGCACUGUCCAUGUCUUUGAUUACCGGUCAACACGUUGAGCCUCUUGCUCCCAAGGGUCCUGAGCUCCGCAUGUCCGGUAUCAAGGGUGAGUACAUUGAACCAAUCGCCGAGCCUGCCGAGCCUGUGCCCGAGCUCCUCUUGUCCACAAUUCAGAGCGAGCAUAUCGAGCCGGUUGCAGAACAAGAGUCUAGGUCCAUUGUACCAGCUAUCACGCUGCCGUCUCUGCCCCCUGCUCCCGCCCUGAGCUUCUCCGUCAUUCAUGGAGAGAAUGUCCAGCCUGUCGCCGUGAAGGCACCCGAGCUUGCCAUGUCCAGCAUCGUAGGCGAGGCUGUUGAACCUGUUGCCGAGCCCAUGGCUAAGGCCAUCACCCCCAAACUCAGCAUCUCGUCGAUUCAUGGUGAGCAAGUCGAGCCAGUCGUCGAACCCGUUCCUGUGCCUGUUGCACCUGAGCUUUCUAUUUCUACUAUUAAGGGCGAGUACGUUGAGCCAACUGAACUUCCAGUUCCUGAUCUGGCCCUGUCAUCCAUCGUUGUUGAGUCCGUUGAACCCGUCAGCGAGCCCGAGAAGGUCGUUCCCACGCCUUCGCUGAACAUGUCGUCCAUCUACGCAGAAGACUGCGAACCAAGAGAGGAGUUACCCCCUACUCCGACUACGCUCGUCUUCUCUGAUCUGUCGACCCAAGAUGUUCAGCCCGUCUCUGAGCCUGCGCCGUCUCUGGCUUUCUCUGGCAUUACUUCCGAGAACGUGAAGCCCGUUCUCGAAGUGGUCCCCACCCCACCAACUUUGGUUAUGUCUUCAAUUGCUACCCAGGGUGUUGAGCCUAUCAGCCCCGUUCGCAAGACCUCCGUACUGCCCGCCUUUGGAUUCUCAUCUAUCGAGUCUGUCGAGACCAUGCCUAUCUCUCCUCGAACUCCCAAGAGAGAAGGUUUCGUUCUCCCUCGCGAUAUGACCUCUCCUUUCAUGGACCGAGACGUUCCUCGAACUCCAGAUAACAAGACAGCUCAUAGUGGUGAGGUUGACCAAGGCUCAUCACCUCUUAUGGCUGAGGAUGAGAACGCACAAACACCCAGCGAUACACCCGAGCCCGCCACGCCUGAUUCCCAGAGGCCGUUCGACAAGCCCGUGGUCAUCAUGAAUGAUCAGGGUGCGCAAACCUCCCUCACUGCUGAUGCUAUUGAUGCCAUGCUCAAGGCUCGUGCUCACCCAGUCUUUGGACUUGAGAAGAAGCUUUCAAUGACUAGCCCUGAUACUCCUGCCACCACUGGCACUACUGGCACCGUAAGAAUCCACCGACAUGACAGUUUCGAGAGUCCUGUCCGACAGGAGAGGGAUGAUGACGUCUUUGACGCAACCUUUGCUCAACGUCCCGGUAGCUCCAGAAGUGGUAUGGCAUCCAUGCACGAAGCUCCUCCUCUGCCUGCCAACCACCGUCAAGUCAUCGAGGCUGCACGAUCUGGUUCGGCUCACAGCAACCAGAACAACAUGGGACCGCCCCUCUGGCCCGCAUCUGCCCUGAAGCAUCGUCCAAGCACCCCUGGACAAAGUGUGCACUCGCCUUCUCUUCGGGCUGGCACACCCCGUGCUGCUCGAAACCCCGUUAGCUAUGGCGAGCUUGGAAGACAAUCACCAUCCAAGCUUACAGCCACAUCGCGAAAGUCAUCAGUCUCGUCAUUCGCCUCAGAGCUCGAUACCCGCUUUAACAUUCGUCCUGGCGAGAUGGGUAUGGACCCCGCUGGAUUUGGUCCCAACACUGAUCCCCGCAUGAUCCAGGCCAUCACCCAAACCAUGAUUGGUGAGUAUCUGUGGAAGUACACUCGCAAGACAGGCCGUGGGGAGAUGUCAGAGAACCGACACCGUCGUUACUUCUGGGUUCACCCUUACACCAGGACGCUUUAUUGGAGUGACCGAGAUCCUUCAACUGCUGGACGCACAGAGUUGAAGGCCAAGAGUGUUCCCAUCGAGGCGGUUCGUGUCGUUACCGACGAUAACCCCAGCCCUCCAGGACUCCACCGCAAGAGCUUGGUCAUCAUCUCUCCUGGCCGAACUAUCAAGUUUACCUGCACGACCGGACAGCGACAUGAGACAUGGUUUAACGCUCUCUCGUAUCUGCUGCUUCGCACUAAUAAUGAACAUGCCAAUGUCGAGGAUAUGGCAGAGAACUUCACUCGUGAAGAUGUCGAUGAGUUCAACCCUCAAUUCGGACAGCGCGCUAGUAAUGCAACACGCCCAGGAGCUGCACCGUCUCUGUCAUCUUACCAUUCCCGAACAACCCGCAACGAGUCACCCGCUGUUGGAACGUCCAUGAAUAUUCCGACUCUGACACCCAAGGCGCAGCCACAGCGCCCCGCUGGAACGCUAAGCAAAUUGAGCGGUUACUGGAAAGGUAGCCAGCUGUCUGGCACUUUCUCAACCCUUCGUGGCCGGGGUCCCAGCGCACAGAAUGUUCAUAUCUACGAGGCUAGUGAGGCACAUGAUAGUGCUGAGGAUGUGAGGGAGAUUAUCGAGCGGCAGGAUAGGGAUGCUGACCGUCUCGAGAAUGUCCGCGCAUGCUGCGAUGGCAAGCAUGAUGUUGGAACCCUCCACCAUUUCUCUAAGCGAGGCCGUCCUGGCAACAAUCACGCGCACUCUACGCACUCUCAACCUGGGCUCACCCACUCUCAUACUACCAUGUCUUCUGUACGCUCUCGAGUUUAA
This is a messenger RNA of Fusarium coffeatum, 5679 nucleotides long. RefSeq lists its product as uncharacterized. The record is from RefSeq and is a predicted model, not a curated record. Lineage: Eukaryota; Fungi; Ascomycota; Sordariomycetes; Hypocreales; Nectriaceae. Bases 1 to 5679 code for a protein of 1892 amino acids. The transcript has 3 exons. Gene Ontology annotation, cellular component: mitochondrion; cell cortex. Gene Ontology annotation, biological process: microtubule cytoskeleton organization; establishment of mitochondrion localization; dynein-driven meiotic oscillatory nuclear movement. Gene Ontology annotation, molecular function: tubulin binding; phospholipid binding.